This is a messenger RNA of Marchantia polymorpha subsp. ruderalis, 5550 nucleotides long. The record is from the annotation of a GenBank genome assembly. NCBI's taxonomy places the organism in Eukaryota, Viridiplantae, Streptophyta, Marchantiopsida, Marchantiales, Marchantiaceae.
AUCUCUCGAGAGGAGGAAAUAAGUAAAUAAGCAAGCAAGUAGAUAAAUAAAAUUAUAUAAUAAUUUAGUCCAAAAUUAUCUCUACACUACGAGAAGGAGAUCCUAUCGGAUCCAUGCAAUCCAGCUCCACUGGUAGAUUAUGCAAGGAAAUGAUAUUUUGGGUAAUAUUUGGCUAAUGAUGAGGGACGGGGAAACGGACGUUUUUCUUGGCUUUUUGCUGCAGAAACUCAAGAGUGAUGGCCAAUCAAUCAUUCACCGAAGAAUGAGACGAACGAGAAAAGCCAACGAGCCUCUGGAGAAAUUACUCGUCCCGUUGCAUGCUCGGUGUUCGCCAGCUCCGCCCUCCUCCACAGAGGCGCAGUGGCGACUUUUGAGAUUACGAGCAAGUUCUUAAAUCGAGAAGGGCAGACAGAGAGAGGGACGGGCACAGGGACAGCGACAGGGACGGUACCAAGGUGGUACAUGAGGACGUCGCCGCGAAAGGAGGGACGAUGCGCAAUUCGGAAGCCAGGACCGGCUGUACAAGGGCCGAUCUUAGCAAGGAACGACGGACGGGCCCAGUCAUAUUUGCCACCGGUACCGGGUUCGGGUCCCGAGGCGGCAGCAGUAGCAGCAGCCCGACGCAGCCUGUCACACACUCCAUCCUUCACUUGAGCCACAUCCGCGAACCGGUCGUCGCACUGACCGGAGCGGCCAUAGAUCUCUCCUCUUGUGGAAAAGUCUGACGCCGCGACCGUUAAGCGAGCCUUUCCACCGGCAGGCAAGCGAAACCUACCGUCGACGACCGCGACCGAGGCCGAGGCCGAGGCCGAGAUGGCAAUGACGAGAAUCGCGACCUGCCACGUCACGCCACCCAGCGGCAGCAGCGGCGCCAGACAGGAAGACAGACGUCCAGCCAGCCCCUCCCGUAGAGGGCGGCGGCGAAGGGGGCGGGCAGGUUAAGGGACGCCGAGGCAAUCGUCGCAUCGACGCGACCUGCAAGUGUCGUCGCCGCUGUGCUCACGGCCUUUGCGCCUCGACGACUUCCACCCCUCCAUUCCCCUCCCUCCCCUCCUCUGCAUUCCACUCUCGCCGCCCCUUCGUCGAGUUCGAACCUCGCGGCGGCACCCUCGUCCUCGUCUCCACAUCCUCCUCGUCUCUUCGGCAGCUCCUUCAGAGAGAGAGAGAGAGAGAGAGAGAGAGAGAGAGCAGGGAAAAGCUGAAAAGCACGGCUGCGCAGAUUGGACAGCGCGAAAAAAGUGUCACGUCCCAUGGACUGAGCUGAGUCGAGCUGCCACUAGCAGCAGUAGUAAUAGUGGCAGCGGUCGGGCCUGUUGUGUUCUCUCUCUCUCUGUGCGGACUGGAUUUGUGGUCUAUCGGAUAGACGAGGAGUAAGUGGAGGGUGGGGGAGGGGAGGGGAGGGGAAGGGAGGGGUCAGGUCGAGUGGGUAGCUGCUCGCACAAUCAUACCUUGGGUAGUCCCACACAGAGUGCCCCGCGAAUCGAGCUCUGCGGACGCGGAGAGGGAGGAGGGGAAGGGAGUGGAGGGGACGGGACGGGACGGCAGCGUAGAACAUUGGCCCUGUUUUCAUGCGACUGCGGAUUUGCAAACCAACCUGAUCCGCGCUGCUCGGUUUGCGCGGACAGCUCGAGAGCUUGCAUUGCGCACAGUGGAAAUCGGCAGUUGCUGCGGCCUCGGCUGGGGGCCACUUUAUCCGCCGGGGAAUACGAGCUGAGGAGAGUAGAGCAGAGCAGCAGCAGAAGCAGGAUGCGUGCGGCGCUAUUAUCGCUCCUCCGGCGACGACGCAAGUAGCUGCAACCGGUCACUCAUUCGGAUGCUUGUUUACGAGCAGCAGCAGCAGCAGCGGUAGCGACAGGUCUCAUGUUCGGCUUUGAAAUUCCUCUCGCAGCUGUCGCAUGCCCAUGAGUGUUGCCAUGCCCAUGUCAGUCGGGUCGCGUCGUCUCUAGAUCAUCGGCUUCUCAGCGGAAAUCGUCGUUCACAAAAACCCGAGGCUUCGCAGCUCUCGAUGGGCGGCGCGCUCGCUCGCCUACCGAUACGCUGACGGACCGGCUUUUCUCGCGCCCGCGCUCGUGCUCGCCUUUGCAGGAUUUUGGAUUCACAUUCGCCUAGUACUCGGGACGCGAUCGCCUCCAGGCUCCCAUCGCGCGCGUGCGCAUGGACAGACGGGAAAUUGCAGAGGUCGGAGUGCACGAGAAGCAUGCCUCCCGCGGACAGGGCCUGUGGAAAUUUGUGGCGAUCCAGCAUUCGUGAACGAGGGGAGGCAUUGGGGAAAUGAUCUCGCUUUAGCUCCGCCGGAAGGAAGGAAGGAAGCAGCCGCAGCGCAAUCUCAUGCCCGAAUCUGCGAACCUCCGAUGGAAUUCUCGAGCGCCCGCGCCGAUGAGCUGAAGCGGGAGCGCAGCGCAGCGUGAGCAGGCAGUGGGCGCGAGGAGCGCCGGGACGGAAUCGACAGGUUCGGAGCCGACGCCGCGGGCGGUCCGAAGAAACAUGAACCGCGGGACCGAACGCGUCUGGUAAGGGGGAAGUGGACGAGAUCGCUCGAGAGGACAGGGCGCGGACAUGGAGCGCGCGGCGUUGUGGAUCCUGGCGGUCGUCGCGCUGGCCAGCUGCGUUCCGCGUGCGCUGGCGCAGGAUUUCAACCGAGAUGUCACGAACCUGCUGACGGCGAAGCCGACGCUGAGCAACGGCGAUAACCCGUUCCUGCAAACGUGGAACGCGACCAGCUCCAUCUGCUCGUGGCGCGGCACGGUCUGGGCGUAUACGAACGGGACGCUCCUGGACUGCGACAGCCCGGAGGUGCGAGCGAACCAGAGCCUAGCGCGCGACGCGGACGUGGUCGUGACGGAAUUAAAUUUGGGCGCCACCGGAUUGACGGGGAGCAUCCCCAAGGAAUUCGGGCUGCUGGGGGCGCUGUCCGUGCUCUGGCUGAGGGAGAACGUGCUGACUGGCGCCAUCCCGCUGGAGAUCGGCAAUGCCGCCUCCUUGUCCGUGCUGGCGCUCGACCGCAACCGGCUGAGCAGCAACAUCCCGCCUUCUCUGUGGAAUCUGUGUCCGAGGCUGACGCUGCUGGCGCUGGACUCCAACGCGCUCGACGGCGAGAUCCCCAACCCGGCCAAUCCCGGCACGCAGUGCCCGGUCCUGACGGACCUGCGCCUGCAGAACAACCAAUUGAGCGGGCCGAUUCCGGCCUUCCUCGGCGACUUCGCGGCGCUGACCACGGUGGACCUGAGCAACAACUCCUUCUCCGGCGCCAUUCCGACCGAGCUCGGCCAGCUCGCGAACCUGCGCUCCUUCAGCGUGGCCUACAACAACCUGAGCGGCAGCGUGCCGAGCUUCGGCACCGCCUUCGACGCCGGUGCGUUCGCGGGCAACCCGGCGCUCUGCGGCGCGCCACUGGCGGCCGCCUGCAACGGCUCGACGGCGGGCGGGGGCGGGGGCGCGGGCGCAACGGCUCGCGCGUCCGGAGGGCUGAGCCCGAAGGUGGUGGCGGGCAUAAUCAUCGGCGUGCUGGCGUUCUUCGUGGUGGCGGGCUCGCUGCUCAUCUUCCUGACGCAGGCGCGCGCGCGCAUGCCCAACGAGAAGCAGCAGGUCGGGGUCGACUUCAAGCGCGAGUUCGAGGAGGAGGAGGCGGGGGGCGAGGCUGGCAAGAUCGUGCACUUCGAGGGCGGCGAGGCGCUGACGGCCGAGGACGUGCUGAACGCCACGGGCGAGGUGCUCGGCAAGACGAGCUAUGGCACCGUGUACAAGGCCAAGCUCUCGCACGGGCACACCAUCGCGCUGCGCCUGCUGCGCGAGGGCACCGCCCGCGACCGCGCGGAAUUCGUCCCGGCCAUCCAGGAGCUCGGCCUCAUCCGCCACCGCAACCUCGUGCCGCUGCGCGCCUACUACUCCGGCCCCAAGGAGGAGAAGCUCCUCGUCUACGACUACAUGCCCCGCGGCAGCCUGGCCGACCUCCUGCACAACGGGUCGUCCGGCAAACCUGGAGCGAGCUGGGCUCGGAGGCACAAAAUUGUGCUGGGUGCCGCAAGAGGGCUGGCGCACCUUCACACAGGGCUGAGCACUCCAGUCAUCCACGGAAACCUCAAGUCCAAGAACAUCCUCGUCGAUGAUAACUACGUGGCGCAUCUGUCCGACUACGGCCUCGAGAAGCUGAUGAUCCCAGCCGCCACCAACGACGUCAUAACCGCCGCCAGUACGCAAGGCUACAAGGCACCCGAGCUCAUCAAGCUCAAGCGAGCCAACACCAAGACGGACAUCUACAGCUUCGGGAUCGUCCUGCUCGAGGUGCUGACGGGAAAAAGACCUGGAAAAUCUCCGGAGUCUGACGAGGUGGUGGAUCUGCCCACCAUGGUCAAGGCUGCUGUGUUGGAGGAGAAAACAACGGACCUCUUCGACUUCGAUCUGGUGAGAGGAACCGUGCGCACCCCUUCUGAAGAUGGACUUUUACAGGCUUUGCAAUUAGCUAUGGGCUGCUGUGCACCAACGCCCGUCGUGCGGCCGGACAUCGCCGAAGUCAUUCGACAGCUCGAGGAAAUUAGACCGAAGGUUCUGUCGUCUGUGCAAUCGCCCCUGUAUACCCCGGACAGCACUAGCACGAGAAGUAGAGAGGCAUUUGACUAUUAGUAGCACUUUUGAGUACAUAGAUCUUUUACCCUUGAGUCCUGCAUUCUCUCGGGAGAGUUACAAAAGCUUGAACGAGCAUUGGCACUUAGUCACUGAUCGUAUAUUUGUAGAUUUUCCUGUAUUUACCUCCACAACACGGGCACCCAGUCAGAUGAUGAGUACCUAUUCUGCAUCGAUGAUUGUCAGCCGUUCCGGGCUCUGGACGGACUGACGAAGCCCCCUUCUUCCACCCUCAGCUUCAGCUUCAGAGCUAGAUGUACACCAAGAACCUCAAUUUUUUAGAUACAGAACUAGACUUGCGAGGUAAGACAAGACCGAGACGGGCCUCUCCGGUUGGCAUCGAGCGAGCAUUACUAGAGCUUGAAGUCAUAUGCGCGCAGGCGUUGAUAGAUUACGAUGCAGCUUACACGACUGUCUGCUCGAUUGAAGCCCGAACGGGAUUCAUCCUCCCACUGGGCAGUCAUCUACGGUUCUCUGAUGUAGUCACGAGUUUAUUGAGGCCGGCCUUGUACGUAGCCAAGCAAUCACUCACUUCAUGAAUUGCAAAUGAGCACUAGAUUCUUAACCAUGCAAGUCAUGUCGCAAUAUAAGCGCCUCUCUACUGUCAAAGUUUGCUUCGAAAGAACACGUGAGAUUUAGACCACCUUCGACGUUUCCAUGACUUGAUUGCCUAUAUAUAUGAUAAAACUCUGUCGCCCCUGGUCAGUAUCUUCUCGUUCUUCGUAAAUGUCCAAAUUUAUGACCCUAUGGGUAAAGCUUCUUUUAUCUUGAUGGCCGAACUCUAGUCUCAGUCCCUCUUCCUGUUGGUAGGUUGCCAUCCAUGUACUUCACGUUCAUUCAAUUCAUGCUACCCGUUUAUCACCAAGAUGUCUGAAGAUAAGAUAUGAACCCCCGAGCGAAAUUUAUGCCGUUUUCUGCUGAGUGUCAAGC